This is a messenger RNA of Melopsittacus undulatus (budgerigar), 2935 nucleotides long. It is a transcript of the gene ADAMTS15, whose product is annotated as ADAM metallopeptidase with thrombospondin type 1 motif 15. Bases 98 to 2890 code for a protein of 930 amino acids. Gene Ontology annotation, biological process: proteolysis; extracellular matrix organization. Gene Ontology annotation, molecular function: zinc ion binding; metalloendopeptidase activity. The record is from RefSeq and is a predicted model, not a curated record. Lineage: Eukaryota; Metazoa; Chordata; Aves; Psittaciformes; Psittaculidae. The transcript is spliced from 8 exons.
UCGCACGGCCCCAUCCAACGGACGGACGGAAGGGGGGGCCCGAUCCACUUCAUCCCCCCCCUCCAUACCCUCUCCCCGAUGUGAUCCCACCGGGACGAUGCUACCGCUGCUGCCGCUGCUGCUGUUGGGAGCCCCGGGGCUGAGCCUGCCCCUGGACGACACCGAGGUGGUGACCCCGCUCCGCUUGGACCCGGACAUCAACGGCAGAGCCUACUUCAGACGGGGGCCGGCGGAGCCGCCCCGGGGGGGGCAGGCGGUGGUUUUCCAGCUCUCGGCUUUCGGGGAGGAUUUCUACCUCCACCUCACCCCCGAUGCUCACUUCAUCGCUCCCUCCUUCGCCUCGCAUUACCUGGGGGCCGCCGUCCGGCCCGGCCCUGCCCUCCGGCACUGCUUCUAUUCGGGGGAUGUCAACGCGGACCGGGAGUCUUUCGCCGCCCUCAGCCUCUGCGGGGGGCUCCGAGGGGCUUUCGGCUACCGAGGAGCCGAGUACAUCAUCAGCCCGCUGGCUGCGGGUGCAACGGGAGGGGAGCAUCGCCUGCAGCGCCGCAGCCCCGGCCGCCCCGUCGGGGCCGGAGCAUCCCGCUGCGCUGUGGGCUCCGCGCUCACCCCCGGCGUGCUGCAGGCGCUCGAUAAGUACCGGGGACGCGGAGGGGGGAAAGGGGGUCGGGCCAAGCGCUUUGCCUCCGUGUCCCGAUACGUGGAGACCUUGGUGGUGGCUGAUGAGUCCAUGGUGAAGUUCCAUGGGGAUGACCUGCAGCACUACCUGCUCACGCUGAUGGCCACGGCCGCUCGGCUCUACAAGCACCCCAGCAUCCGGAACCCCAUCCAGAUCUCCGUGGUCAAGUUCCUGCUCAUCGGGCAGGAUGACAAAGGGCCCAAAGUGACCGGGAAUGCUGCCCUCACCCUCCGCAACUUCUGUGCCUGGCAGAAGAAGUGGAACAAGGGCAGUGACAAGCACCCCGAGUACUGGGACACUGCCAUCCUCUUCACCAAGCAGGACCUGUGCGGUGCCACCACGUGCGACACGCUGGGGAUGGCGGAUGUGGGUACCAUGUGUGAUCCCAAGCGGAGCUGCUCCGUCAUUGAGGACGAUGGGCUGCCCUCGGCUUUCACCACUGCCCACGAGCUGGGCCAUGUCUUCAACAUGCCCCACGACAACGUGAAGGCCUGUGAGGAGGUCUUUGGCCGGCUGAAGACCAACCACAUGAUGUCCCCUACCCUCAUCCAGAUAGACCGUGCCAACCCCUGGUCAGCCUGCAGCGCUGCCAUCAUCACCGACUUCCUCGACAGUGGCCAUGGAGACUGCUUACUGGACCAGCCGGCCAAGCCCAUCCCGCUGCCCGAAGACCUGCCGGGGUCGAGCUACAGCCUGAACCAGCAGUGCGAGCUGGCCUUCGGGGUGGGCUCCAAGCCCUGCCCUUACAUGCAGUACUGUGCCAAGCUGUGGUGCACGGGCAAGGCACGGGGCCAGAUCGUCUGCCAGACCCGGCACUUCCCCUGGGCCGACGGCACGAGCUGCGGUGAGGGGCGAUUCUGCCUCAAGGGCUCCUGCGUGGAGAGGCACAACAUCAGUAAGUACAGGGUGGAUGGUGGCUGGGCCAAGUGGGCACCCUAUGGGCAGUGCUCGAGGACGUGUGGUGGAGGGGUGCAGCUGGCCAAGCGGGAGUGCACCCACCCCGUGCCUGCCAACGGGGGCUCCUACUGCGAGGGCAUCCGCGUCAAGUACCGCUCCUGCAACCUGGAGCCCUGCUCUGCUGCAGUGCCGGGAAAGAGCUUCCGUGAGGAGCAGUGUGAGGCCUUCAACGGAUACAGCCACAGCACCAACCGCCUCACCGCAUCUGUCUCCUGGGUACCCAAAUACUCUGGUGUCUCCCCACGGGAUAAAUGCAAACUCAUCUGCCGAGCCAAUGGCACUGGUUACUUCUACGUGCUGGCACCCAAGGUUGUGGAUGGGACCCCUUGCUCCCCAGACUCCACCUCGGUCUGCGUGCAGGGCAAAUGCAUCAAAGCAGGAUGUGAUGGGAAGCUGGGCUCCAAGAAGAAGUUUGAUAAGUGCAGUGUCUGUGGAGGAGACAACAAGAGCUGCAAGAAGGUCUCUGGCUUGUUCACCAAACCCAUGCAUGGCUAUAACUUCGUGGUGGUCAUCCCCGCGGGGGCCUCCAACAUCGACAUCAGGCAGCGGGGCUACAAGGGGCUCAUCAGUGAUGACAAUUACCUGGCACUGAAGAACGGGCAGGGCAAGUACCUGCUCAAUGGGCACUUCAUUGUAUCCGCCGUGGAGAGGGACCUCAUGGUGAAGGGCAGCGUCCUGCGGUACAGCGGCACCGGCACCGCCGUCGAGAGCCUGCAGGCCUUCAAACCCAUCCAGGAGCCCCUGACCCUGGAGGUGCUGUCCGUGGGGAAGAUGACCCCUCCGCGGGUGCGUUAUUCCUUCUACCUCCCCAAGGAGAGCAAGGAGGACAAAGGCUCCUAUAGGAAAGAGGGCAGGACCCCACCGGACCUCAACAACAGCCUGUCCAACCGGUUGGAUGGUGGGAGGCCGAGCUACAAACGUCCUUCCUACAAGUGGGCAGCGGGCGGAUGGGAAGCGUGCUCUGUGACCUGCGGCGAUGGGAUGCAGAAGCGCUCCGUGGCCUGCCAUGACUCCUAUGGGCAACCCGCAGCCGAGUGCGAUGCUGCCCAGCGCCCGGCUGAGGUCCGGCUCUGCGGGGAGCCCUGCCCCAUAUGGGAUGCUGGACCUUGGUCCCCCUGCUCCAAAAGCUGUGGUCGUGGGUUCAAGAGGCGGGCGCUGAAGUGCUCGGUCCCAUCCGGGCGCCUGCUCCCGCGGGAGAGCUGCAAUUCCCGUAGGAAGCCACAGGAGUUGGAUUUCUGCACCUUGAGGCCGUGCUGAGCUGGUUCCAGGGGUGCUGGUGAGGAAGGGCAUGGUGCUCCUCCG